AUGAGUGUGAUGUUUGUGUUCACUGCGACCGGAUAUCCAGGAUAUCGGAUUGAUGAAAGGGGGCGCGGUAGCCCCGAAAGGGGGCCACGCACGUCUCGACACUCGCCGCCGCGCACAACUUGUCUCUCUCCACCAACCCCUCCAGCUUUCCUCGACGAAAUGGCAGUCCAACUUACGCAAGAUGCGAUCAAGAGGAUGUUCGAGGACCAAAACCUCGAGAUCGAGAAUCUGACGGUCCAAGUGAUCAGCAUCAAGUCCGUCGGAGCGGCCAACAUGGCAGCUGCGCCCCAGCGAUGGAGGAUCAUCAUUUCGGAUGGGCAGAUGUUCAUCACGGCGAUGCUCGCGACCCAGCUGAACCAUUUUGUGCAAAACAACCAGAUCAAGAAGCACUCGAUCCUCCGCGUGCCGUCCUACACGGUGAACGUGAUCGGCUCGCGCCACGUGGUCGUCCUGCUGGGGGUCGAGGUGGUCCAGUCGGACUACCCCGAGCGGAUCGGCAAUCCGGUCACCUGCGACGGCGAGGCCAACGCGGCCAAGGAGAACAGCGCCUCCAAGCCCGCCCCGGCGCCCGCCAGCCGCGCGCCGCCCAAAGCCGACCCCAAGCCCGAGGCCGACGUCAAGCCGAAACCAUCGACCUACAAGCCCAACGCCCCCGCCUCCAAACCGACCAAGCCCGGCGGCGCCCGGCGCGCCGGAAGUCACAUCCCGAUCGCCGGACUCAGCCCCUUUGCCAACAACUGGAAGAUCAAGGCCCGAGUGUCGCAAAAAUCGGAGAUCAAGCGAUGGUCGAAUGCCCGUGGAGACGGGAAGCUGUUCUCGGUGACCUUCCUGGACGAGAGCGGACAGGUCAGGGCGACCGGCUUCAACGAUGCCGUCGAUAACCUGUACGAUUCGCUCCAGGAAGGCAAGGUCUACCUCGUCUCUCGCGGCAAGAUCAAUAUCGCUAAGAAGCAGUACAACAACACCGGCCACGAUUACGAGAUCGUUUUCGAAAACGCGACCGAGGUCGAAGAGUGCCAAGACAGCGCCGAUACGCCGAAGAUCGUGCUGCAAAAACUGACCAAGUUGGGGGACCUGAACGAUGUCGAAAAGGACUCGAUGGUCGAUGUUGUAGCAGUGGUGAAAGAGGUGGGGGAGAUUGCGGAGAUAAUUGGCAAAGUUAGCCAGAAGACGAUGAUCAAGCGAGACAUCACGUUGGUUGAUCAGUCGGCGUAUUCGGUGCGCAUGACGCUGUGGGGGAAGACGGCGGAGACGUUUGAGGCGCCGACGGAGUCGAUCGUGGCCUUCCAGGGGGUGAAGGUGGGCGACUUCGGGGGGCGGAACCUGAGCAUGCUCUCGAGCUCGGCGAUGCUGGUGAACCCGGACAUCCCGGAGGCGUUUGAGCUGAAGGGAUGGUACGACAACGAGGGCGUGAACGCGACGAUCCAGAGCUUCAGCUCGACCGCCGGCGGGAUCGGCCGCGAGAUCACCGAGGACUCGCUCAAGACGAUCGCCGAGAUCAAGGAGGCCCCGCUCGGAAUGGCCGAGCGCGGCGACUUCUUCAACUUCCGCGCGACGAUCAUGUACAUCAAGAACGAGACGAUCAGCUAUCCCGCCUGUCCGACCGAGCGCUGCAACAAGAAGCUCCUGCGGGACGGGGACGACGAGUGGAGGUGCGAGAAGUGCGACAAGCUGUUCCCAGCCCCGGACCAUCGAUACUUGAUCCAGAUGACGGCGCAAGACCACACGGGGACGAUCUGGCUGUCGGGGUUCAACGAGGUCGGGCAGGUGGUCCUGCCGCUGACGGCCAACGAGCUGGUGGCGAUCAAGGAGAGCGACGAGGCGCAGUACCAGCGGACCGUCGCCGAGGCGACCGCCAAGACCUACACGAUGGUCUGCCGCGCCAAGGAGGAGACCUACAACGACGUCAGCCGCACCAAGUACUCCGUCAUCCGCCUCGCCCCCGUCGACUGGGCCGCCGCCGGCCUCCAGCUCGUCGACUCCCUCCUCAAGGCUUAUUCCGCCUGA
This is a messenger RNA of Puccinia triticina, 2007 nucleotides long. RefSeq lists its product as uncharacterized. The record is from RefSeq and is a predicted model, not a curated record. Gene Ontology annotation, molecular function: DNA binding. The coding region runs from base 1 to 2007 and encodes 668 amino acids. NCBI's taxonomy places the organism in Eukaryota, Fungi, Basidiomycota, Pucciniomycetes, Pucciniales, Pucciniaceae. Gene Ontology annotation, cellular component: nucleus. Gene Ontology annotation, biological process: DNA recombination; DNA replication; DNA repair. The transcript is spliced from 7 exons.